AGUCACGUGGCGCACGACCGGGAGGGUACUUAGGGCCGGGGCUGGCCCAGGCUACGGCGGCUGCAGGGCUCCAGCAACGGCACCGGCUCCGCAGCGCGCAGGCUGGGCUGCAGACUCUCGGCGGCAGCGUUCGGUGGAUCUAGGAUCCGGCUUCCAACAUGUGGCGGCUCUGGGCCUCCCUCUGCUGCCUGCUGGCGUUGGGCGAUGCCCGGAGCAGGCCCUCUUUCCAUCCCCUGUCGGAUGAGCUGGUCAACUAUGUCAACAAACGGAACACCACGUGGCAGGCCGGGCACAACUUCUACAACGUGGACGUGAGCUACUUGAAGAGGCUAUGUGGCACCGUCCUGGGUGGGCCCAAGCCGCCCCAGAGAGUUAUGUUUACCGAGGACCUGAAGCUGCCUGAAAGCUUCGAUGCACGGGAACAAUGGCCACAGUGUCCCACCAUCAAAGAGAUCAGAGACCAGGGCUCCUGCGGCUCCUGCUGGGCCUUUGGGGCUGUGGAAGCCAUCUCUGACCGGAUCUGCAUCCACACCAAUGCGCACGUCAGCGUGGAGGUGUCGGCGGAGGACCUGCUCACCUGCUGUGGCAUCAUGUGUGGAGACGGCUGUAAUGGCGGCUAUCCUGCUGGAGCUUGGAACUUCUGGACAAGAAAAGGCCUGGUUUCUGGUGGCCUCUAUGACUCCCAUGUAGGGUGCAGACCGUACUCCAUCCCUCCCUGUGAGCACCACGUCAACGGCUCCCGGCCCCCGUGCACGGGCGAGGGUGAUACCCCCAAGUGUAGCAAGAUCUGCGAGCCUGGCUACAGCCCAACCUACAAACAGGACAAGCACUACGGAUACAAUUCCUACAGUGUCUCCAAUAGCGAGAAGGACAUCAUGGCCGAGAUCUACAAGAACGGCCCCGUGGAGGGCGCUUUCUCUGUGUAUUCGGACUUCCUGCUGUACAAGUCAGGAGUGUACCAACACGUCACCGGAGAGAUGAUGGGCGGCCAUGCCAUCCGCAUCCUGGGCUGGGGAGUGGAGAACGGCACACCGUACUGGCUGGUUGCCAACUCCUGGAACACUGACUGGGGUGACAAUGGCUUCUUUAAAAUCCUCAGAGGACAGGAUCACUGUGGAAUCGAAUCAGAAGUGGUGGCUGGAAUUCCACGCACCGAUCAGUACUGGGAAAAGAUCUAAUCUGCUGUGGGCCUGUCCUGCCAGGCCUGGGGGAGUUUUCCCUGAAUACAGUCAGGGAUCGGGGUGAGAUGGGGGUAGAAAUGCCUUUUAUUCUUUGAGUUCACGUAAGAUACAAGUUUUAGACAGGGCUUGAAGGACUGGAUUGGCCAAACCUCACAUCAGCCAUCAGAGCUGGCUUCCAAGGAGACACAUCCCAAAUCCUGGCUACAUCCCAGCCUGUGGUUCCAGUGCAGACAGUUAGGCCAUGUGAGCCACUGCUGCCAGCACAGCACGUCCUCCCCCUAUAGACCAGUGCCACAGGGAGUGCCUGCUGCCCCAGCUGACUGUGGCCCCCUCCCCGAUCCAUCCAUCUCCAGGGAGCAAGACAGAGACCCAGGAAUGGAAAGCGGAGUUCCUAACAGGAUGAAAGUCCCCCCAUCAGUUACCCCCAGUACCUCUAAGCGAGUAGCUUUCCACAUUUGCUAUAAGAUCAGAGGAGAGAUGGUGUUGGGAGCCCUUUGGAGAAUGCCACAUUCUCCCAGACCCCCUGCAUCUAUCGAGUUUGCAGUGUCACAACUUCUCUGGUCUUGUGCUCAGCAUGAUACUUUUUUAAUAGAAGUCUUCUCUUUUGUGCACUCUGCUAAUCAUGUGGGUGAGUGAGUCGAACAGCUGGGAGCACCUGUGCUAGUUUUACAGAUUGCCUCCUAAUGGCGCGGCUCAAAACGAAACCAAGUGGUGAGGACUUGUUUCUGACCCACUGGUCUCUACCACCACAAGGAAACUAGUUUAGGAGAAACCAGCUUUUACUGUUUUUUAAGAAUUACUGCUUUACCCUGUCAAGUUAACAAGGAAUGCCUGUGCCAAUAAAAGGUUUCUCCUUCAACUUGCAAUCGA
This is a messenger RNA of Cercocebus atys (sooty mangabey), 2051 nucleotides long. RefSeq names its product cathepsin B (gene CTSB). Gene Ontology annotation, biological process: regulation of catalytic activity. The transcript is spliced from 10 exons. Gene Ontology annotation, cellular component: lysosome. The record is from RefSeq and is a predicted model, not a curated record. Gene Ontology annotation, molecular function: cysteine-type endopeptidase activity. Lineage: Eukaryota; Metazoa; Chordata; Mammalia; Primates; Cercopithecidae. The coding region runs from base 159 to 1178 and encodes 339 amino acids.